This is a messenger RNA of Marmota monax (woodchuck), 934 nucleotides long. It is a transcript of the gene Arpc3, whose product is annotated as actin related protein 2/3 complex subunit 3. NCBI's taxonomy places the organism in Eukaryota, Metazoa, Chordata, Mammalia, Rodentia, Sciuridae. Gene Ontology annotation, biological process: regulation of actin filament polymerization; Arp2/3 complex-mediated actin nucleation. Gene Ontology annotation, molecular function: actin filament binding. The transcript has 7 exons. The coding region runs from base 153 to 689 and encodes 178 amino acids. The record is from RefSeq and is a predicted model, not a curated record. Gene Ontology annotation, cellular component: Arp2/3 protein complex; cytoskeleton.
GGCGGCGGGAGGGCAAGGCCGGAAACGUCACGUCCUCCUCUUGCCCUCCGCUUCCGGCUCACUUCCGCCUACUCCGCCCUGGUCCCCAGACCGGAAGCGCCGCGCUUUAACUAGAUCUUGCUCCUCUGAGUCCAAACCCCGGCGCCGCCAAGAUGCCGGCUUACCACUCUUCCCUCAUGGACCCCGACACCAAACUCAUUGGAAACAUGGCCCUGUUGCCUAUCAGAAGUCAGUUCAAAGGACCUGCCCCUAGAGAGACAAAAGACACAGAUAUUGUGGAUGAAGCCAUCUAUUACUUCAAGGCCAAUGUCUUCUUCAAGAACUAUGAAAUUAAGAAUGAAGCUGAUAGGACCUUGAUAUAUAUCACCCUCUACAUUUCUGAGUGUCUAAAGAAACUCCAAAAGUGCAAUUCCAAAAGCCAAGGUGAGAAAGAAAUGUAUACCCUGGGAAUCACUAAUUUUCCCAUUCCUGGAGAGCCUGGUUUUCCACUUAAUGCAAUUUAUGCCAAACCUGGGAACAAACAGGAAGACGAAGUCAUGCGAGCCUACCUACAGCAGCUAAGGCAAGAGACUGGACUGAGACUUUGUGAGAAAGUUUUUGACCCUCAGAAUGAUAAACCCAGCAAGUGGUGGACUUGCUUUGUGAAGAGACAGUUCAUGAACAAGAGUCUUUCAGGACCUGGACAAUGAAGGGCGCCUGGGCAGCCAGUCUCCAGCACCUUGGGCAGCAUUUCACAGCAAGAUGUAUACGACCCUUUGCCUUUAUCUCUUAAAGUUUUAUACAGAAGCAAGAAAAGAGCAUGACUGUACUUGAAAAGCUCUUGAUCAAGAAUUUGGGGGUUGGGGGUGAGUUGUUGAAGGAUAACUUGAAAUUUUAUGCAGUAUUAAGCUGGUGCUUAAUAAGAAUGAAUAAUAAAGAACUUUCUAACGUUUCA